Messenger RNA from Zerene cesonia (dogface butterfly), 877 nucleotides. RefSeq names its product phosphatidylinositol-glycan biosynthesis class F protein (gene PIG-F). Gene Ontology annotation, biological process: GPI anchor biosynthetic process. The transcript has a single exon. Lineage: Eukaryota; Metazoa; Arthropoda; Insecta; Lepidoptera; Pieridae. Gene Ontology annotation, cellular component: endoplasmic reticulum membrane. The record is from RefSeq and is a predicted model, not a curated record. The coding region runs from base 121 to 828 and encodes 235 amino acids.
AUUGACAUUUUUGACUUUGAUGCUUAGAGUUUGAAAUUUGUCAAAUAUAUCUUACAAGAAAUUAUAAAUAAAAUUUAAUUCACUGGAGUUCACUACAAUUCUGACUUAUGUGCAAUAAAAAUGUUUUCUUUAAAUAAUUUGGAACUGCGAAAAGUAACCAUAUCAAGCCUGUUAUCAUGCAUUUAUUUACCAAGUAUUGUCACAGUGAUAUCUUAUAGAGGAAUUCUUUAUUCUGUGGGAAAGGGAUCGUCCUUUUAUAUUCUAGUAUUAAUAUUUAUAGCAGAAUUAGCAAAAUCAUUCUAUUUAUCAUCAAAUAAUGAUAUUCAGUCAAAAAGAAGUAGAAACAAAAUGAGAGCCAGUGACAUCGUCAAGACCUUUGGUUUCUUGCUUGGAGUUAUGUUCUGUUUCUUCGUUGGUAUUAUAUUAUUUGGAGCACCAGUUCUGGAUAACCAUGAGGGAACUUUGGUAUUGUCGACGCUACUCACGCUGCUAACAAUAUUCCCACUAGUGGCACACUCUGGAGUUGAGACAGCUGUGCAGCUUUUAUUUGGUGUGAAGAGUUUUUCUAAAGAUACAAUUGUGGCAAUGUUGGUCAACAAUGCUUUGCUCACAGUGGGAGGAGCAUGGCUUGGCGCUGUAGUGAUACCAUUAGACUGGAACACUCCGUGGCAACAAUGGCCUAUACCUUGUUACCUUGGAGCUAUUGGUGGAUAUGUCCUGGCUAAUGUAAUGACAGUAUUAAAAGUGACUAUGAUGUCUGCAGCAAAUAAAUAUAAAUUUCUUAACUUUUUUGUUAACAUCAUGAACAAAUUACAUGUUUCUAAGUAGUUUCUUCAAUCUAUUUAUUUAUUUCUAAUAAAUUGUAUAUUUAAAACUG